Messenger RNA from Priceomyces carsonii, 681 nucleotides. RefSeq names its product kinetochore-associated Ndc80 complex subunit. Gene Ontology annotation, biological process: chromosome segregation. Lineage: Eukaryota; Fungi; Ascomycota; Pichiomycetes; Serinales; Debaryomycetaceae. Gene Ontology annotation, cellular component: Ndc80 complex. The coding region runs from base 1 to 681 and encodes 226 amino acids. Gene Ontology annotation, molecular function: microtubule binding. The transcript has a single exon. The record is from RefSeq and is a predicted model, not a curated record.
AUGUUGUAUCAUGGGUCCCCAGAUGAAAUAAUACAAAAGUCAAUUGAUAGUAUCGAGAUUGAACCUGAAUUAUUGACUUUGCAAAGAAUCGAAGAGACUAUUAGCUCUACAAAGCAAUUAAGACAAAACAAGAUAGCAACGGUUCAAGAUAAUGUAAGGGUACUCAGUAAACAGCUAAAUUCGUUGAAAAAUGAGAUGGAUGUUCUACAAAAGAUAAGCGAUUACAAUUACGAAAUUUUAAGUAAGUUGGGUAACGAAUCGACUCUUGGUAAGGGCGAAAAGGAUAAUAUUUUCAAGGCUUUGAAGAAGAAAUCUGUUGAGUUGGAUAAUAUGAAGGUAUCUUUGGCUAAAAAUCUAAAUGAUUUGGAAAGUUCUAUCAACUCCCUUAAUUUAAAUAAGAACACGUUGGAACACCAAAUUGAAGAGUUGAAAAUAAAGUUCGACAACCUAAUAAAUUCUAGCAUCAAUACAAUCAACCAAGACUCGAAGAUAUUGAAGAUUAAUAUAUACAGAAACUUGGGCAUAAAAGUAGAAAGCUUCGAUUCAGACCUGCUGGAAGGUCGAGAUAAAGACCAAAUAAUUAUAUACAACAAAGAAGCAGACAUGUCAAGUAUGCUAAGAGUUGAUGAAAAAUAUAGUGAUUUUUUCAUAUCAAACUAUAUUUGGGAUAGAUUGGACUGA